Molecule: messenger RNA, 819 nt
Organism: Momordica charantia (bitter melon)
Lineage: Eukaryota; Viridiplantae; Streptophyta; Magnoliopsida; Cucurbitales; Cucurbitaceae
Source: RefSeq, a predicted model, not a curated record
AUGAAUAUGGUGAUUGACGACCUUAGGCCUUUUCAAAAGGGUUGGACAAUUACGGUUACCAUUGUUCGAAAAUUUUACAUACAAAAUGUGACAAACAGAAAAGGGGAACCAUUGAGAAUCAUGAAAUUCAUAGUGCUCGACACAAAGGGAGUUUGUAUUCAAGUCAAUCUGUUUAACGACUUGAUUGAAAAGUUUGGAGACAUGUUGGAAAAGGGAAAAACAUAUGCGAUCAAUGAUGGAAACAUCAAACCAAUUGAUGUGAGAUACAUGAAUGUUCAUUCCAAAAUUGAGAUAUCAUUAUCUCAAAACAGCAAGGUGAAAGAAAUUGAAGGAGAAACAUUCUUUCUCACGAAACAAGAUUUUUGCAAUUUUGAAUCGGUUCUCGAUUAUCAGAGCAUAGAUGUGAUAGGUGGAGUUGUACAAAUAAAACCUAUAAUUUUCAGAAAGACUCGUGAUGGAAAUUAUUCAAAGAAAAGGGAAGUUCUACUUAUGGACAAUAAGCUGAAUACAAUAAAAUUGACACUGUGGGACGAUUUAGCGGAAAAUGAAGGGCAAUAUCUAGAAGAAAAUGGCAAGACACAAACCGUGAUUCUAAUCACAAAUGUCAGACCUAACCAAUUUGAAGGUGAGGUUAGCAUAUCAUCUUCAAAUAUUAGUGUAGUUGCCAUAAAUCCAUUGUUGAAUGAAACUGAGACAUUGAAGUGCAGGAUGCAUACUCUUACGGAAGACAAGAAAUUGAGGGAUCUUUUAUAUCCGUCAAAGAAAUUGAUGGAAGCAAAAGAAGUAAGCAUGGAUGAUGUUAUCAAAGGAAAAGUAUGA